Synchiropus splendidus (mandarinfish) is the source of this 1259-nucleotide messenger RNA. RefSeq names its product keratin, type I cytoskeletal 13-like. The transcript is spliced from 8 exons. NCBI's taxonomy places the organism in Eukaryota, Metazoa, Chordata, Actinopteri, Syngnathiformes, Callionymidae. The coding region runs from base 60 to 1244 and encodes 394 amino acids. The record is from RefSeq and is a predicted model, not a curated record. Gene Ontology annotation, molecular function: structural molecule activity.
ACUAAUGCCGACAACUGCAGAUUGACUCCAACACCUGCACCAGAUCCCAGCCGUCCAUCAUGUCUCUCAGCACCAGAUCCUACGGCCAGAGGACCAUGAGCGUCUACGGUGGCGCCGGCGGGAGCGGCACUCGCAUCUCCACAUCCCAGAGCAGCUACAAACCUUUCAACCUGGCUGAUGGCUUGGACCUCCACGUUGGAGCCAACGAGAAGGCCACCAUGCAGAACCUGAACGACCGCCUUGCCUCCUACCUGCAGAAGGUGCGCACUCUGGAGAAGGAGAACGACCGCCUGGACAAGCAGAUUCGGGAUUGGUACGCGAACCGCACUGUGGUUUCCCAUGACCACACCGGCUUCUUCGCCAUCAUCGAGGACCUGAAGGACAAGAUCCGAGUCGCCGCUAGGGUCAAUGCUAAAACUGUUCUGGACAUCGACAAUGCAAAACUUGCUGCCGAUGACUUCAAAAUGAAGUACGAGAGCGAGCUGGCCAUCCGGUUGGCGGUGGAAGCCGACAUUGCCGGGCUGAGGAAGGUUCUGGAUGACUUGAACCUGGCCAGGCUGGAUCUGGAGGGUCAGCUGGAGGGCCUGAGGGAGGAACUGAUCAUACUGAAGAGGAACCACCAGGAGGAAAUGGCUCUGCUGCAAAGCCAGAUGGGGGGUCAGGUCAACGUGUCUGUGGACGCCUCACCGUCUCCAGACUUGAACGAGGCCAUGAAGGAGAUCAGAGAGCACUACGAGAGCUCCAUCGCCAAGAACCGCAGAGACCUCGAGGCCUGGUACCAGAAUAAGGUCGCAGGUCUGGAGGCGGAAGUCACCACGCAGACAGAGGUUCUGUCCACAACACGCACUGAGAUCAAAGAUCUGAAGAGCACCUACCAGAGGCUCCAAAUAGAACUGCAGUCUCAUUUGAGCAUGAAAGCUUCUCUGGAAGGCACACUGGCAGAGACUCAGGCGCGCUACGCUUCCCAGCUAGCAUCUCUGCAGAACCAGGUCUCCAGCCUGGAGGCUCAGCUCUCACAGAUCCAGGCCAACAUCGUCAGCAACAAGAAUGAGUACGACAUGCUGCUGGACCUGAAGACUCGCCUGGAGCUGGAGAUUGCAGAGUACAGACGUCUGCUGGACGGGGAGGAUGAGUCCUCAAAACAAGUCAUCACCAAGGUCAUCACUGUGGUGGAGACACUAGUCGAUGGCAAAGUGGUCCAGACGAGCAAGACUGUGGACGUGGAUGUGGAUGAGGUCGCAUGAAGUGUUUACUAAUAG